AAACAAGAUAAAAUAUCAAAAAAAUUUUAAUAACAAUUAAAAGUUUAUAUACUGACGUUAAUGUUAUAAAAAUUAGUUUUGAUUCUACUAAGAAGAAAGAGAAAAAACUUCUGCAUUCUUUGGAACAGGCUACAUUAUUUUGCAGGCGAUUUUUUCGUCAGCUCGAUUAUAUGUAUAUAAUUUAUGUAUUCAGUUUUAUGUAAUUUGUGUAUUAAGUUUUAUGUAAUUUGUGUAUUCAGUUUUAUAUCAUUUGUGUACAGUUAUCAUUGAAUAAAGAUUUUUUCUUUUUUACUCGAUGAUAGUUAUAUAUAUAUGUUGAAGAAAGGCCGGCAAGAUCGGCCUUGUGACAAGAAAGCUGGUGGGGAUACAUGUUUAAAACCUAUCUCUUACGAAUUCUUUCGUUAAUAAUCGUUGUAUCUUUCUGAAAACAGUGUCAUCAAAUAUGAAGUAUUUAAUAUCAGGAAUUCUUCUCUGUGCUAUUGGCUUCUCGUUAGGCGAUGUGGAAUCGGAAUUUAAAAAAGCAAAUAUUGAGCCCGAUAUCAUAGAUAAGGCACCAACAGAAAAGAUCGAGGUAAAAUACGGCGAUAAGGUGGUCAAUUUGGGAACCGAGCUGACGCCAACUGAAACUCAUGAGAUACCCGAAAUACAUUAUAAACACGAAGGCGGGGUUUUGUAUACACUCGUUAUGACAGAUCCUGAUGUUCCGAGGAGGGGAGGAUACAACCGAGAAUUCCGACAUUGGCUCGUGGGUAAUAUACCGGAAGAAAAUGUAGCUAAAGGCGAAAUUCUAGCAGAGUACGUCGGUCCUGCUCCACCAAAAGAUACCGGAAAACAUCGCUAUGUGUUUCUCAUUUAUAAACAAAAUCAGGGUGCUAUUACCUUUGACGAAAGAAGAUUGAGUACUUGGGAUGGAAGUCAACGAAAGAGAUUUUCCAUCAAGAAGUUUGCAGAAAAAUAUAAUUUGGAAGGUCCAAUCGCUGGUAACUUUAUGCUAGCAGAGUACGAUGACAAUGUGCCUCUCUAUCAUAAGCAUCUGAAUCUUUAAUCAAUCAUAUACGAUAUCAAGCUUUAGAUAAAUACAAGUAUAUAAAAACUUAAAUUUCUUACAUUACAUUACUUUAAAUCUUACUAUUAAUACUUUUAGAAAAUCUUUUAAAAAAGAAAUAUUUCUUUACUAUUUUUUAAAAUUAUAUUAUAAGAAUAGCGUAUCGCAAAUUUAUGUCAUUGUUCAAAAUGAAAAGAACAAAUAAAAUUAUAACAAAUUAAUAA
Molecule: messenger RNA, 1269 nt
Organism: Formica exsecta
Lineage: Eukaryota; Metazoa; Arthropoda; Insecta; Hymenoptera; Formicidae
Product: protein D2-like
Exons: 5
Coding region: 443-1045 (200 amino acids)
Source: RefSeq, a predicted model, not a curated record